GUUCAGCCAGCCACACUGCAUGCAUUAAAUGUAUUGAGAUGCAGUUCUGCACCACACAAGCAGGCAUGUGCAGCACAGUUGUUCUCAUCAAUGUUUGUUCGCAAAUUUUCUGUUGGGUGCCCAUCAUUGUCAGUAGUCAGAGUUCAGCAUCCAGCACCUGAUUUCAAAGGGCAAGCUGUUGUAAAUGGACAGUUCAAGGAAAUACAACUUUCAGACUACAAGGGCAAAUAUUUAGUUCUUUACUUUUACCCUCUUGAUUUUACAUUUGUCUGCCCAACAGAAAUUGUGGCCUUUAAUGAAAAAAUUCAAGCAUUUAGAGCUAUAAAUACUGAAGUCAUUGGAGUCUCAACAGAUUCACAUUUCAGUCACUUGGCUUGGAUUAAUACCCCAAAAAAGAAAGGUGGGCUGGAAGGACUUCACUAUCCCCUGCUCUUGGAUUUCAACAAAACCAUAUCUAGAGAUUAUGGUGUGCUGAUAGAAGAUCAAGGCAUAGCUUUGAGGGGCUUGUUUCUAAUAGACACGAAUGGUAUAAUUCGCCAUAUAACCAUAAAUGACCUUCCAGUGGGUCGUUGUGUUGACGAGGUCAUUCGAGUGGUUCAGGCUUUCCAGUUCUUCGAAGCACAUGGAGAAGUUUGCCCCGCCAACUGGAAGCCAAACUCUGCCACAAUCAAACCAACACCAGAGGGAUCAAAAAGCUAUUUUGAAAAAGUUAAUUAA
Molecule: messenger RNA, 717 nt
Organism: Candidula unifasciata
Lineage: Eukaryota; Metazoa; Mollusca; Gastropoda; Stylommatophora; Geomitridae
Source: the annotation of a GenBank genome assembly